This is a messenger RNA of Gregarina niphandrodes, 2052 nucleotides long. Its product is annotated as alpha/beta hydrolase family protein. The transcript is spliced from 2 exons. The coding region runs from base 1 to 2052 and encodes 683 amino acids. The record is from RefSeq and is a predicted model, not a curated record. NCBI's taxonomy places the organism in Eukaryota, Apicomplexa, Conoidasida, Eugregarinorida, Gregarinidae.
AUGGAGGAAGAUCAAACCUAUCCGGGCGAGGUCAUGAGCCACCGUGGGUGUUGUACUGGUCGACGUCGAAAGACCAAGAAGGUACUGGGCGCUGCUGCGGUGCUGGUCCUCCUCCACUCGAUCCCCAUUUACAAGCAACUGUCUUAUAAGUUCUGCAGGAAAACAGACCCGUGCAUUUUCGACCAGUCUAAAACGAAUGCUAAUUGGGUUAAGAACGCAUAUGUGACUGACGGUCAGAAGCCUCUUAAUCCGAGUGACCUAGGUCUCGACCAAGCCCAAAUUCUCACAAUACCCAUCGAAAACGAUUUCAACAGCCACAAGGGCUUCUUCCUACCGCAAGACGACUCUGCAAAUGCCCCGACUAUCAUCCUCUUUUAUGGCAUCGACUCCAACGUGGGCAAAUCGUUUGGCUCGUUGGCGAAUGCGUUUCAGCAUCUGAGUGCGAAUGUAGUCUGUGUGGAUUAUCGUGGUUUUGGAGCAUGUCGUACAGGUGUGGUGGGUGAGUCUACGUUGAAGGAGGACGCACGCCGUGUAGUCGAGUACGUGCACAGUUCGUUGCCGGUCGACCGUGAGCGGAUCUUCGUGUUUGGUCAUGGGUUGGGUGCGAUGGCUGCAUUGGAAGCUGUGAGUCAUCCGGCCGUGCGUGGAAAGGUGCGUGGCGCAGCAUUGUUGAACCCGCAGACGAACGCAGUGGAUGCAGCCUCGUUGCGUGUGCCAUUGCCCCAAUAUUAUUUGGACUGGUGCUGUCCGGAGAAAUUCGACAACGUGGCAUUGCUCCAGAAUACAGAUGCACCUCUCCUCGUUGUCUCAGGGUCUGACGACCGUGUCGCACCACAACCCAUGACGGCAGACAUCUGGCGUAACGCCCGUUUCAACUGCAGCAAACGCGGUGUCGUACUAAACGGCGCUGGCCAUGAGAACCCCCUUCUCUUCACACCACACAUGCACUCCCUCCGAGCCCUCUUCAAAUCAUUCCUUCAUACACCCGAAGAGUACCGAGACGUACACCCGACGCACUGGCUAGACCUCACCGAAGACGCACUCCGCUACACUGGCUCCCACGAAGCACCACCCACUGUCGUAGACAUCGCAACCACCCAGUACCUCAAACCCGCCUGGAUCUCAACCAAAGAAGCCGUACGUUCCGCCACAGCCUGCGCUAAUGAUACUCUCGUCUCCCAGUGGCAAAAGUGGAUCGCGCAACGCGACCAACCUGCCGUGGAAGAACCCGGAAAAGCGGCACCCACCCCAAAGGCGGCUCCCACCCCAAAGGCGGCUCCCACCCCAAAGGCGGCUCCCAUCCCAAAGGCGGCACCCACGACAAAAGCGGCACGGAAGCCAAAAGUGGCACCGAAGCCCAAGGCGGCACCCACCACCCCUGCACCGAAGCCAGCACCAAAAGCCACUCUGCAGCAAUGUGCACUGGCACCAGAAGUGGCGACGGCAGUCUCGACGGCACUGCAAGGGGCAGCAGGGCCUAAAGCGACCCGAGAAGUGGCACCCGAAGUGGUCGCGAAAGUGACACCGGAGGCGGUAGCGGAAGCGCCUACGGAGGUGGUAGCGGAAGCGCCCACGGAGGUGGUAGCGGAAGCGCCCACGGAGGUGGUAGCGGAAGCGCCCACGGAGGUGGUAGCGGAAGCGCCCACGGAGGUGGUAGCGGAAGCGCCCACGGAGGUGGUAACGGAAGCGCCCACGGAGGUGCUAGCGGAAGUGCCGACGGAGGCAGUAGAGGAAGUGCCGACGGAGGUAAUAGAGGAAGUGGUACCGGAAGGGGGUGUUGUACGAGAAGCGCCAGCGCCUGAAGUGUCAGCGGCAUUCCAAACGGCACCAGCAGUGGAAGCGGAAUUGGCGCCGCUAGAGGGAGUGGAGAUGGUCACCGUAGAGCCACAACUAGUUGUCGAAGCCGGAGCCGUCCCCCAAGUAGGAGUCCCCCAAUCGGACGAGACAAUUCAAGACGAGUAUGGAACUGAGCCGGUUUAUGUACCCGAGCCGGUUUAUGUACCCGAGCCGGUUUAUGUACCCGAGGCAGAUCUUGAGCUGGAGCAGCAGUGA